CGUCUCUCACUGCUUCAAUUUAAUGCAAUGUUUUAUGAGUUUUUGUUCCCCCAUCAUCAUCAUCGAGUUUCAAUUCAAUGUCCCUUCAAAUCACAGAGGAGAAGAAGAAAUUUUUUAAAAAAAAUUAUAAAAAAAAGCUGCCCUAAAUUAAAAAUAGUCUGAGUUCCCAUUUUGCUGUCACCAUUUUCAAUCCCUUGAACUCCCUUUUUCAAUCAAUCACCGACCCUUUCGCCCUUUUUGUUUAGUUUAUUGUUUCGUCAAAGAUAGAUAUGCGUGCAUUUGAUGUGAGCAUCAAGUAUUCGUUCUUCACAUGAUUAAGACAGUCCCCUGAUCUCUUCAUCUUCUUCUGUUUGUACCCAUUAAUCUUUUCCCUUCUUCUCAUCCUGUUUAAUCUUUUUUCAUAGUCAUAGCUUCGUUUGCUAAACAGGCUACCUCUUUUUUUCUUCCCUUUUAUCUUGAAGUUGAAGUUCUUCGCUGGAUUCUGCCUUUUGGUCUCUACUUCAGUAUUUCGAGAAGUGGGGUUAGCUAAGCUGGACUGAAACUAUCAGUUAAUUUUUACUUUUAAGAGGAUAAAUGGCAUCCAUCGGGGAUAUAGGAGUUGGGGCAGCCAUUAACAUUCUUAGUGCCUUUGCUUUCUUUCUAGUAUUUGCUUUACUUAGAAUACAGCCAGUAAACGACAGGGUCUACUUUCCCAAAUGGUAUAUCAAAGGCUUAAGAGGAAGUCCAAUGUCCAGUGGUGCACUUGUAGGCAGAAUUGUCAAUUUGGAUUUCAGAUCAUACUUGAAGUUCCUGAACUGGAUGGUUGCAGCUUUGCGGAUGCCGGAACCCGAGUUAAUCGAUCACGCUGGGCUUGAUUCUGCUGUUUACUUGAGGAUUUAUUUAUUAGGGCUCAAAAUUUUUGUGCCCAUUGCAUGUCUGGCCUUCACAAUCAUGGUACCUGUUAAUUGGACAAAUGGAACUUUGGAGCGUUCUUCUUUAAAUUACAGCAAUAUAGACAAGCUUUCCAUUUCUAAUAUUCCUAUUGGAUCCAGUAGAUUCUGGACCCAUUUGGUAAUGGCUUAUGUCUUUACCUUUUGGACUUGCUAUAUAUUGAGAAAGGAGUAUGAGAUUGUUGCUUCAAUGAGGCUGCAUUUUCUUGCAUCUGAAAAUCGGCGUCCUGAUCAGUACACGGUAAUUGUUCGAAAUGUACCACCAGACCCUGAUGAAUCUGUCAGCGAGCUUGUUGAACAUUUUUUCCUGGUCAAUCAUCCUGAUCAUUAUUUAACCCAUCAGAUUGUUUAUGAUGCAAACAAACUCUCUAAGUUGGUCGAGGAGAAGAAGAAAAUGCGAAAUUGGCUAGAUUUCUACCAACUUAAAUAUUCUCGAAGCCAGUCUAAGAGGGCCACUGUGAAGACUGGUUUUCUAGGUCUUUGGGGAGAUCAGGUCGAUGCGAUAAAUUAUUAUUCAUCAAAAAUUGAAAUCCUAUCAAAAGAAAUAUCACUGGAGGCGGAUAAGACUGUGAACGAUCCUAAAUCAGUCAUGCCAGCAGCUUUUGUUUCUUUCAAAUCUCGAUGGGGUGCUGCUGUUUGUGCACAAACACAACAGUCAAGAAAUCCAACUAUUUGGUUGACAGAAUGGGCUCCUGAGCCCCGUGAUGUGUACUGGGACAACCUGGCAAUUCCUUUUGUUUCACUGGCAAUCCGGAGGCUUAUUGCUGGAGUUGCCUUCUUCUUCCUUACCUUCUUUUUCAUGAUCCCCAUUGCAUUUGUUCAAUCCCUUGCAAACAUUGAGAGUAUUGAGAAAACGGCUCCCUUUCUCAGACCCAUUAUUGAAUUGAAAUUCAUAAAGUCAGUUAUCCAAGGUUUUCUUCCUGGAAUCGUAUUGAAGAUUUUUCUGAUCUUUCUUCCUUCAAUACUGAUGAUAAUGUCUAAAUUUGAAGGAUUUAUUAGUCGGUCGUCUUUGGAGAGAAGAUCCGCCUCAAAAUAUUACAUAUUCCUAUUUGUUAAUGUGUUUCUUGGCAGUAUUAUUACGGGAACUGCAUUCCAGCAGCUUAAUAAAUUUCUCCAUCAAUCUGCAAACGACAUUCCGAAGACGAUUGGUGUCUCCAUCCCCAUGAAGGCAACUUUCUUUAUUACCUUCAUAAUGGUGGAUGGUUGGGCUGGAAUUGCUGCUGAGAUUUUGAGACUUAGGCCUUUGAUAAUUUACCACCUUAGAAACUUCUUCUUGGUGAAGACUGAAAAAGAUAGAGAAGAAGCCAUGGAUCCAGGAACUCUCGAGUUCAACACGGGCGAGCCUCGAAUCCAACUUUAUUUCUUACUUGGCCUUGUUUAUGCUGUGGUCACGCCUCUACUCCUUCCGUUCAUUGUAACAUUCUUCGGAUUGGCAUAUAUUGUCUAUCGUCAUCAGAUAAUAAAUGUGUACAAUCAAGAGUAUGAAAGUGCUGCAGCUUUCUGGCCCGAUGUCCACGGGCGCAUCAUUGCCGCGUUGGUUGUUUCACAACUAUUAUUAAUGGGACUACUCAGUACAAAAGAAGCUGCUCAAUCAACUCCAUUGCUUAUCGCAUUGCCAAUCUUGACUAUAUGGUUUCAUAGGUUCUGUAAAGGCCGUUAUGAACCAGCUUUUGUUCGAUAUCCAUUACAGGAAGCAAUGAUGAAAGAUACAUUGGAGCGAGCAAGAGAGCCAAACUUAAACUUGAAAGGAUUUCUUCAAAAUGCCUACGUCCAUCCCGUUUUCAAGCAUGAUGAAGAUGACGUAGAAAUUGAAGCAGAUUCUGAAGAUUGGCAGCAGGAGCCAGCGCUGGUGCCAACAAAACGGCAAUCACGUAGGAAUACGCCGCUGCAGAGCAAGCACAGCGGUCCAUUAUCAUCUUCACAUUCGGAAGUUGAUGGAGGAGUUUCAUAACAUUCAGAAAUGGUGAGCCUGAGCUUGUUUCUAAUGGUGUAUAUUUGGCUUGAGAAGAAAAGCUUGUCUCUAAUGGUGUAUAUUUGGCUUGAGAAGAAAGAGGGGUGGCCAAUGUAAAUGAUGAGUUAGGAAUAGGAUAGAGGUUGAGAAAAUUUAUAAAACUGACAAAUAGUACAAUUUUUCUGUUAUGUUCUUAGAAUUUUAAAAAUUAAAUUGUUAUUUAGUGAAUUUGAAAUAAUAAAAUGGUAAUUUAACAUGGAA
Molecule: messenger RNA, 3141 nt
Organism: Cucumis sativus (cucumber)
Lineage: Eukaryota; Viridiplantae; Streptophyta; Magnoliopsida; Cucurbitales; Cucurbitaceae
Product: calcium permeable stress-gated cation channel 1
Exons: 12
Coding region: 574-2880 (768 amino acids)
Cellular component (GO): plasma membrane
Molecular function (GO): calcium-activated cation channel activity
Source: RefSeq, a predicted model, not a curated record